ACAGUGGAAUUCAAUUUCAUAAAUAGGUCAACGAUAAUGUGAUAGAAUGUAAACGAUGAAAAACGAAAAUAUAAGUUGUAAAUAUAAACAUAAACUACGCAUCAUAUUGUUAUGUGAAAGCUUUGUGUCAUGUAAUGGUGGGUGUUUAGGAAAAAAAUUGUAGAUAGUAGAAUUAGAAGUUAAUUAGUAGAGUUAGAUAAUGCAAUCCAAAUCAAAAUGUUUAUAUUUCCAUAUGAGCAGGAAAUGUGUAGGCAAAUAUUAAAUGUGAAUACUGAUAACUAAACGUAUAGAACACACAAUAUGUAUACCUUAAAGAAGUUUUAAUAAUAAAGAAUACAACAAAAGAUAGAGUUAUUUUGUUUGGUGUGAGCUCGUCAAUUAGCACUUUGAACGUUCCUCACCUAAAAUUAAUCCGUCUGAUUAUUAAGGCAGUGUGGAAUUUGGCAGACUGUGCUAACAGUCCGCCGAAUACCAGCCAGAUUACUUUGCGGUAACAAUUAAUACAACAAAAGAAUGCAUUAAAGAUAAAGUUAAGUUCUGGUCAUGCGAUUGCAUUGUGAAAGAAAAGGUGUGGAAUGGAAAUCAUGUAGCAUGUAAAUAUUGGUGUGAACUGCAAGGUUCUGGAAUCAUCAAAAUCAUAAUAAAUUUAAUGGUGGAUGAUAGUGUUGUUGAAAAGUAAAUGUCAGGUUGAUUUGCAUUUACAGAAGUGUAAUUGAUGUUGUACUGCAAAUUGUAAACACCACGCCAUCACACGUCAUUUGUAGAUCUCCAUUCAGUCAUACCAUUUAAUCUACCAUGGCUUAGCAAAGUUUGUCCAAAAACCCAACAGAGAGGGCCUUUUUAAUACUCAUCUUUCUGGGGCCCGUUCUUUGAUACCAACGACAUGACAGUCACAACUUGAUAUGCUACGGAAAUGUCUUUGAUUUUCCUAAACCGUUUUACAAAAAGCUGACUAGCUAGACAUCUCAUGAUAACGAUACUAUUGGCGGGAAGAGGAGCCUAGGCUUUGUUUUUGAGAUGGGUACCCUCAAAUAUUUUCAUUUGAUAGUUUAAGAAAAAUACAACUUUAUAAUUUUCGUAGUAAAAAUACGAUGCUAUAAGAAUUGCGGCAGAUGUUUUAGGCUUCAACAAAACAGUUAAACGACACAACGCAGGAAAGAGAAAUAGGGAGAAAGAGAAAUAGGGAGGAAGAGAUGGAGAAGGAACAGCAGGACCGCAAGAAGUUUAAUGAAAACCUUCAAGCGAUGAGGGAGACGUAUUCAGAGCAAGUGGUGGAUACCCUGUCAUCCAUGGAUCACAAUGUCUUAGAUCUAGAUCUCACAGCUGAACUACUGCGCUACAUCUCACUGCAAAAACCGGAAGGUGCCAUCCUUGUCUUUCUACCGGGGUGGGAUCAGAUCAGUAAGCUACAUGACAAACUCACCUCCCAGACGCUCUUCUCAGAAGAAAGGUUCAUCAUCAUUCCUCUACACUCUAUGAUGCCUACCAUCAACCAGAGACAGGUAUUUGAACAUCCACUUCCCGGAGUACGGAAGAUCAUCAUAGCAACCAACAUUGCAGAGACUAGCAUCACCAUAGAUGAUGUGGUCUAUGUGGUCAACCUGGGACGAGUCAAAGAAACCAACUUUGAUGUGGCCAACAACAUUCGGACGAUGAAGGCUGAAUGGGUCAGCAAGGCGUCGGCUCAUCAGAGGAGGGGGCGAGCUGGGAGGGUGCAGGAUGGAGAAUGCUUCCAUGUGUACAGCCAGCUAAAGGCUUCUGAAAUGGUGGAAUACCAACUUCCAGAGAUCAAGAGAACUCCCCUUGAAGAACUCUGUCUCAACAUAAAGACCUUGAAGCUAGGCAGUGUGCAUCCCUUCAUCAGCAAAGCUAUGGAAACCCCUGACAUAAGGGCAAUUGAGCUAGCCAUCAGCAGUCUCAAACAAAUGAGAGCCUUUGAUGAUAACGAGGACCUGACAGCUUUGGGAUACCAUCUAUCUCGUCUUCCGGUGGAGCCUCGUAUUGGCAAGAUGAUGCUGUUUGGUGCCAUGUUCUGCUGUCUGGAUCCUAUACUCACCAUAGCAGCAUCUCUCAGCUGGAAGGAUCCAUUCUACAUUCCUCUGGGUAAGGAGAAGCUCGCUGAUGAGAGGCGUAGGGUGCUCUCCAACAACACUCGCAGUGAUCACCUGAUGUUAGCUAAUGCUAUGAGUGGCUGGGAGGACGCUAAGGAACACAGAGGAGAGGGAUCCUACUGCUGGCAAAACUUCAUGUCUUCAAACAUCCUCGGUAUGCUGAGUAAGAUGAAGGGUCAAUUCUGUGAUGUCCUGCAUCGUUUGAGGUUUGUCUCCGACAGAUCACCCAAACACAUUGAUGCAAAUAGAAAUUCAGAGAAUGAGCAGCUUUUGAAGGCAGUGUUGUGUGCCGGUCUCUACCCAAAGGUUGCCCACGUAGAUAAGGUGCCUUUCAAUCGAAAGACGGGACAGAAUAGACCUCCAAGGCUGAGCACCCCAGAGGAUGGUCGAGUUCAAAUCCACCCUAAGUCUGUCAAUGCAAAUGAAACAACCUUCAGCAGUAAAUGGCUGCUCUACCAUCUCAAACUCAAGUCAACAAGUGUCUUCCUCCAUGACACUACCAUGGUUGAGCCUUAUCCCUUGAUCUUCUGCGGUGGUAAGAUCUCUUGGGACGAUGACCAGGGCCAUGAAACGGUCUUCGUUGAUGACCACAUCAAGUUUCACUGCUCUCAGGAGACGGCACAUCUUGUCAUUAAGUUACGUGAGGAGCUAGACAGAGUCAUGGAACAGAAGAUCACCAACCCAGGACCCACCAACUGGAGUCCGGCAAGCCAUGAAGGCAGAGUCAUGAGGGCCAUCAUCGACAUCCUCGUCAUGCAGUCCAGAGAUACCUACGAUAACGAUGAUGAUCAGGGAUUCGUACACAGCGGUAGGGGCAAUAACAGGCACGGUGGUAAUGAUGAUGAUGAUGAUGACUGUUAUGAUGAUGGAGCUGGUGGGGCUGGUGGUGGCCGACAAUAUGGACGGUCCGGAAAUAGGUACAAUAAUGAUGACAGGCCUGGAAGCAGUCAUUGGAGACCAGACUCGCAUCGUAGGAGAAUUCAAGGAAACCAACACCAAGGUUUCUGGACUCAGAAGUAAUGUUGCUUGAUAAUUGAGGUUGACAUCGGAGUUCUCAUCCUGGAAAUCUUCAUAUUGAACUCUAAAUUCAUGAAACACGUACAGUUCGGAUUCUCAUCAUAGCCAUAAUAGAUGAAACCUAUUUACUGGAGUCAAUAUUGAAGGCAUAUGUAACUAACAUUCACAUCAAAAGGAGACAAUCAGGAAACCCUGAUCAGUGACAGUGGACUCAGUUGAUGACGCAUGUAAAUCAGGCUCACAUUGCAAUUAACAUUGAGGAAUUACUCACGUCCUGGACCCUCAAUUUAUGACACAUGAUUAAGUGAUAUUCACAAUAUAGGAGAGAUUAAGGAAACCACGUAUUGUAGCCUUAUCUGCAGUACAUACUCGUACAACUCACAACAUUGAAGACAUUAAUGAAAGUAACUGGGGUACUGAGUUUCUGACCAAAGAAUGAGAUGGUGCUUAAUGCUAAAACUCUAGAUUUAUGAUGAUGUUUGUGGAAAUUAGUUUCAUUGUCUUAACUGGUUUCGAUGAACACCAUCAUUUAUACCCUGUACCUACAUGUAAAUGUAGAGUACCUUACAAAAGUGACCUACGGUAUUCCAAUGCAAUUUUUCACAUACCUGGUAGGUCGAUCUAUUUUCUUUGAAAAUCUACAUUGUAUUGUAGCCUUUGAAUACACUACAGAAUAUUGACUUAAGACUGCAUGCAAAGGGUGGGCAGCACAAUGGCUGAGUGAUAGAGCAGCGUCUCUUAUAAUAAAGUGUUAGCUACUAAAAUGGGAGGUCCUGUGUUUGACACCAAGUCCCUUGGAUAGCACUUGAAGAUGUUGGUCUCCUGGUUCCUUAGUUACAAGCAUACACAUGCCUUCUUAACAAUCAGGUAAAAAAAACAUCUGUUGAACCAAACCAAACCAAUAGUGAAACAGUCUUCGUUGAUGACCACAUCAAGUUUCACUGCUCUCAGGAGACUGCACAUCCCAUCAUUAUAAGUCACAACAGCAACAGUUUUAUAAAAUAAGAAAUUUUGCAUGCAGGAAAUAAAAUGAUUGAAUUAUACAGUUGAGGUUUACGUUUGAUAAUAAUAACAUUAAUACGACAGUGCUUUUAUAGUGCAUAUGACUGCUGUAACUCGAAGGUCCAGGAUUUGAAACCAAUUCAAUGAGCAGGUGCUUUUUGGUAAGGCAUUAACUCUCAUCACCAAGUCCCUAUGAGAGCACUUGAAUAUGUUGGUAUCCUUGUUCCUUAGAUACAAGCAUACACAUGCCUUCUUAGCGGUGAAGAAAAACCUUCAAUCAAAUCAAACCAAAGUAAUACUCCCUUCUGUGGAGUACUUAAAUGCAACACUAUGACAACCUCAUUUCAAUUAUUUAUCCAGUUGUAUUUAUCUCAACCUUCCCAAUAGAUUUGUUUUUUUCCACUAUCUUUAUUGGCUGCGUAUAGUUUUAAAACUAUUUUCAGUUUGGUUUCCUUUUUUAUAAUACAACUUAUUGUAUUUUUUUGCAAAAACACCUUUUGAUAAAAGGGAAUCUUUUGUGUUCUGUGGUUGUAUGAUUAUCGUUGGUGUUAUUUUUUAAACUUCUUUUUAGCUUUAAUAACCUGUGUUUACAAUGAACUGACAUUGUUACAUUCAGAUUUGGAGAAGAUAUCGUCUGUUUGGAGCAGGAAGGGAAUUGAUGCUGUAUAACCUGGUAUGAGUUAAUUCCCUUCUGGCUCCGAACAGACAGAACAUUUGAUGUUUAUACCAGAUUUGUGUACAUUUUCAUUUAUUUUCCACUAGACCUUCUCAUUCUGAAUGGAAAUAAGUUUCACUUUCAAUAUGAUAUAUAUUUGUUUUCAUUAAGGUUUCAUUUCUACAUUAACUGCAUAUGAAAAGAAUGUACAAAGUAACAAAACAUAUAAAUAUAUUCGAUAAAUAGGUGGUAUUAAAACAAUAAAAACGAUGUUAUGCAUGCCAUUAAAUACAAAGGAUGCUUACCUAAUCUGCAAUAAUGAGGAGAAAACCUUGGAAGCAUUAUGCUUGUGAAUAAGGUUCCCUUUACAUUAUACGUUUGUUAUAUAUCAUGGAAUCAACAGCAAUACAAAACUAAAUAUUUACCAAAAUGCUCAGAAGUGCUCUGAAGUGCCCAGCUUCAAGUGUAUGUCGCCCUCAAUUAGCAUGCUAAAAAACAGAACGAAGUGACUGAGAGAGAGAGGUAACAGGCCUAUAACAUGUAUUGUUACGGACAAUGCCUCACCUACUCUUUUACAUCUGUAGUGAUCACGGGCGUAAAUCUGCAAUUAAUACCUAUUGUUCAGGGG
Strongylocentrotus purpuratus (purple sea urchin) is the source of this 5413-nucleotide messenger RNA. Its product is annotated as ATP-dependent DNA/RNA helicase DHX36. Gene Ontology annotation, molecular function: G-quadruplex RNA binding; DNA helicase activity. The record is from RefSeq and is a predicted model, not a curated record. The coding region runs from base 1194 to 3131 and encodes 645 amino acids. Gene Ontology annotation, cellular component: nucleus; intracellular anatomical structure; cytoplasm. The transcript is spliced from 13 exons. Lineage: Eukaryota; Metazoa; Echinodermata; Echinoidea; Camarodonta; Strongylocentrotidae.